AUUACCGAAGAAGACGUUCGAUGAUAUCAGAGUGUAUCGUGGCAAAUAUUUCGUCAUAAUUGGUGCGCGAUGAGACUCGUAGGAUGGUUAUUCUGCUCGUUCCUCGUGUUCGCCGGCUCGGAUGCCGGCGGCCCGAUUCUAGUCCUGCUUGACAAUCUCGCUAUUAAGGAGACUCAUUCAAUAUUCUUCAAGAUGUUACAAGAUAGUGGUUAUACAUUAACUUUCAAAUCAGCUGACGAUGCAACUUUGCAACUUUCCAAAUAUGGCGAAUAUUUAUAUGAACAUCUGAUAAUAUUUGCACCUACGGUUGAAGAGUUUGGUGGUGCUUUGAGUGUAGACGCCAUAACGGAGUUUAUAGACAAUGGUGGAAAUGUACUGCUUGCUGGCUCCUCACAUUCUGGCGAUGCUGUACAUGAGUUAGCUUCGGAAUGUGGCUUAGAGGUAGAUGAGGAAGGCUCCACUGUAAUCGAUCAUAUGAACUAUGAUGCUUCUGACAGUGGUCAACACACUACUAUAGUAGCAGAUCCAGCGAAUCUAAUAGAUGCUCCAAUUAUUGUCGGAAGCAAAAACAUUCCCCCAUUGCUAUAUCAAGGAACCGGACUAAUCGCGGACACAGAUAAUCCUUUAAUUUUACGUUUAUUAUCAGCAUCUACUUCAGCAUAUACCUAUUAUCCAGAUCAACCAAUCAAAGAGUAUCCACAUGGUGUUGGCAAAAAUACUUUGUUAAUAGCGGCUCUACAGGCAAGAAAUAAUGCCCGAGUUCUAUUCUCGGGUUCCCUGUUUUUCUUCAGUGACGAAGCAUUUACAAGUCCUAUUCAAAAGGGACAAGAUGGUCAAAGAUACGAGAAAUCUGGCAAUCAAGUGGUAGCCAAGGCCAUAACACAAUGGGUGUUCAAGGAGAACGGUGUCAUACGGGUGUCGUCCGUUCACCAUCAUCGAGCCGGUGAAACGCAGCCGCCAACUGCGUAUACGAUCAUGGACAACGUGGUGUAUUCCAUCGAAGUCGAACGACUAUCAGAUGGCAAGUGGGUGCCUUACGAGACAAACGAUCUGCAGCUGGAAUUUGUACGAAUCGACCCGUUCGUGCGUAUGACAAUGAAAUCAGUAGGAAAUGGUCGCUACGAGGGCAGAUUUAAGAUCCCUGAUGUGUAUGGGGUAUACCAAUUCAAGGUUGACUAUACGCGCAUCGGAUUGACCCAUCUUUACAGUACGACGCAAGUUUCUGUGCGUCCACUGCAACACACACAAUAUGAACGCUUUAUACCGAGCGCAUUUCCAUACUACAUAAGUGCAUUCUCCAUGAUGGCUGGUGUGUUUUUGUUCUCUCUCGUGCUGCUGCACUACAAAGAAGAUAUGAAACCCAAGUCCGAAUAACGUCUUGAUGCUCCCGGACAUUAUCUAUCAAUGUUCGAUGGGAUAUCUUUUUUUAAAGAUUGCAAUAUCACUUUGUUUUUUUUUCUG
Mycetomoellerius zeteki is the source of this 1461-nucleotide messenger RNA. It is a transcript of the gene Ost48, whose product is annotated as dolichyl-diphosphooligosaccharide--protein glycosyltransferase non-catalytic subunit Ost48. Lineage: Eukaryota; Metazoa; Arthropoda; Insecta; Hymenoptera; Formicidae. The transcript has 3 exons. The record is from RefSeq and is a predicted model, not a curated record. Gene Ontology annotation, cellular component: endoplasmic reticulum membrane; oligosaccharyltransferase complex. Bases 70 to 1374 code for a protein of 434 amino acids.